AUGAGCUAUCGAAGAUACCUCAAAAAUAGAUAUUGCUGUUCUCGUUUCAAAUCAGCAGUGUCCCUGUUCCAAAAUUCUAGAAUUCUGAUAUCUUUUGGAAUUUUUCCUCUAUUACAACACAGACGGCGUAUCGAUGUUGGUCAAUCUUUACAUGAUAAAUUCUUAGGAUGUAGAACAAAUGGCAUUGAUGACACUCUGGAAUUCAUGGAAUUCAUGGAACUGUGGAAUUCAUGGAACUGUGGAAUUCAUGGAACUGUGGAAUUCAUGGAACUACUGGAAUUCAUGGAACUACUGGAAUUCAUGGAACUGUGGAAUUCAUGGAACUACUGGAAUUCAUGGAACUGUGGAAUUCAUGGAACUACUGGAAUUCAUGGAACUACUGGAAUUCAUGGAACUACUGGAAUUCAUGGAACUGUGGAAUUCAUGGAAGUUCAGAAUAAUUGA
This is a messenger RNA of Adineta ricciae, 444 nucleotides long. NCBI's taxonomy places the organism in Eukaryota, Metazoa, Rotifera, Eurotatoria, Adinetida, Adinetidae. The record is from the annotation of a GenBank genome assembly.